Molecule: messenger RNA, 1894 nt
Organism: Trichobilharzia szidati
Lineage: Eukaryota; Metazoa; Platyhelminthes; Trematoda; Strigeidida; Schistosomatidae
Source: the annotation of a GenBank genome assembly
AGAUGAAGGAGGGUUUUCAUUCAUCAUAUGACAUCCAUGUCGUUUCAUUCCUACAUAAAAUAAAAUGUACUGUUUACCUUAAUGAAAGUGGAAUACAUGUGAUAAGGAACCAUCAUUAUCCAUCCAGUACAAUUCACAUCCACAAAGCCUGGUUAAUCGGGUGUAAGAAGGGAGUCAGAUCAAGAUGGACUGAGAACGGCAAUGCAUGUCUGAAGUUGAAUUUCUUCAGUAUAAAAAAGAACUAUGUGAAGAAUACAAAUGUUAAAGUUUUGACAAAAGCUUCGAUUAAUAUGUUAUUCUUGUCUGAACAAGAAGCAGAUAAAUUUAUAAGAACAACAGAACUCCUUUUUCAGAAUACACAGUUAUCCGAUAUGAAACCAUAUCUAGUGUUGAUUAAUCCUAAAAGCGGUACGAAAAAAGCUGUGAGUAUUUUCAACACAAAAGUUGCUCCUAUCUGGAAACAGAUGAAUAUUCCAUAUAAAUUAAUGUGUACAGAAUAUCCCGGUCAUGCGCAAGAUUUUAUCUUGAAAUUAUCAGAGGAAGAAAUCUCCAGUUAUCGUGCUGUUGUUCCAUGUUCAGGCGAUGGAUUAAUUAAUGAAGUUGUACGUGCAAUAGCGUUAAGACAAGACUACAACGUUGGCGAAGAAUACAGAGUACCUAUUGGAAUUAUACCUGCAGGUACCGGCAAUGCAACUGCUGCAGCACUUUGUCAUCAUUCAGGUUUAUUAGCAAAGUCUUCAAUUUUGUUACAUUCAGUCUUCCUUUUAUCAUUACCACCUGAAACUAUGUCAUUACCGGAGUAUGAAAUGGGCAUGGUGAGUGAUGAAGGAAAACUGAGGCUGACUUUACCAACUUUCCAGUGUAUAAGUCCCUUGACCGGCAUACGUUUCGGAACAGACAACAAGAACUCAUGUCACUUUGGUGUUCUGUCUAUUGAAUGGGGAAUAUUUUCUGAUUUAGACUACAAGAGUGAAAAAUUACGUUGGAUGGGAGAAACCAGAUUUGCAGUCUACGGUUACUACUGUAUUCUGAAAAAACAAUCAUAUCGGGCUAAAUUGUCAUAUCUACCAAUAGACAAUCAGAAAAGUCAAAAUUUAAAAAACAAUGGAAGUAAAACUACAGAGGAAGAUUCCAUCUCCCAAUCAUCACUGGUAAAUAAAAAUGUUAAGGAUUUAAGAAGACGUCCUAAUGAAUCCACUGACUCCAUCAAAAUAUCGAGUAAAUCUUGGUAUUACCUUCCUGACAUUGAUAAACCAAUUUCCAAUGAUAAUGGAAAAUGGGUUGUAUUAGAUGACGAAUUCAUUUCCAUACUAGUGUUAAAUCAUUCACAUAUGGCAGCUAGUGCCGUUGUCCAACCAGAUGCACAUUUCAGUGAUCCAUACUUAAGUUUAGUAAUAAUACAUAAAAAUACAACAAGGCUAGAUUUAAUUCGCAUCGCUCAGGCAAUAUCAAGUGGCAAAGGCUUAAAAUCGACUCCUUACAUGGACAUCGUGCAGAUCAGUGCAGUACGCGUUGAUCCAUAUCCCAAUUCAUCAGUUAUCACGAUGUUAGAUGGUGAACUUAUGCCCUCUGGAGCGUGUCAAGCAGAAGUUAUGCCAGGGUAUUUCAAUGUUAUAUCAGGAGGACAAACCAUUUGAAUUCAAAAGUUCUUUAGAUUUGAGAUCCACUUAUAAGCUCUUAAUAUAAAAUGGCGGAAUAAUAAUCGUGUAUGACACAAACGAAUUUAUUUCCAUUGUACAAUGAAUUCCAUUAUCAAGUAUUUUAAUUAUUGAUUUUAUUAAAACCAAAUUAACAAGUGGAAUCUCAUUUGAACUCAGCAGUUAUAGAAUGCUUUCAAAUUCAUUGAAACAAUUAGAUGAAGACAGUUACCUGUGUACCUGUAUUAAAAUUCUGG